Molecule: messenger RNA, 7353 nt
Organism: Pezoporus flaviventris
Lineage: Eukaryota; Metazoa; Chordata; Aves; Psittaciformes; Psittacidae
Gene: CCDC63
Product: coiled-coil domain containing 63
Exons: 13
Coding region: 5688-7337 (549 amino acids)
Biological process (GO): outer dynein arm assembly; cilium movement
Cellular component (GO): axoneme
Source: RefSeq, a predicted model, not a curated record
GCUCAGCUUCUCUCUCAGUCUAGAGAGAACAAGGGGCAGCUAAUGAAGGGUGCAGGGAGCAGCUCGCCUGGGUUCACGUCAGCCACUCAUUCCCCCUCCAAACUCCAUGUCCUAUCCAUGGGUUGCCUGCAGAUGGGAGAAGGGGAGACUGCUCCAUUCCCUGUCUUUUGCUAGCACAAGGAUGAUAUAGAGCAUCAUGAUCCCUGAGCAGAGGCUGAAAUGGGGAUGUAGGAGCCCCAGGAAGCCUUGUCAUCCUCCUUACAGCCCUCCCUGCUGUGCAGUGCCCAUUGGGAGCUGUGUUUUACAGCCCAUGCUUUCGGCCAGGACCUGACCAAAGAGAGUGUGCAGCCCCUCCAGGUACAAUGUGUGGUCUCUUAACACCACCUGAUCAGCCAGGCCUGAUCCUGCUCCUGAGAAACCCAUUGAAUGGCUGGAAAAAAUGUUUUCUGACAGGAUGGAGAUAUUCAGGGGAGUUGCCAAGCAACUGGCGCAGCUCCUUUCCUCCCUCUGAGCAGUGAGCAGGCAGGGGAUGGCUGCAUCCCUGCAUCCCUCUGCCUGGCCAGCCCAGCGCUGGUACCCCAGAGGAGGUACCAACAGGGAGUGGGAAAAACAGGGACUGGGAAAGGCAGGGGCUGUUCAUGGGAGGGAGAACGAUGCUUUUAGCCAGUGGGAAUGACCAUUCCUGCACACCCAACCUAUGGCAAAUCACUGUCAGCAGCAGGGCUAGAGAGAGGCUUUCUCUUCUAACCCAUUUCUGAGCUGAGCAGCUUCCUUUUGAACUAGUCCUAGAAAUGUGUGCUAACACAUGGAGCAAAACACCCAGGAGGACUCAUUAUAACCCGAGUUUCAUUAGUGUCACCUCAGCAUUUCCUUGGGAGUUGCUUCAGAUUUACACUAAGAGAAAUAUGCAGCCCAAACCCUUGGGAUUUUCUUUUCUAAAGCUUUAAUUUAAAUCAACUCUUGAGUAACAACAAAAGUCAGCUGAUGUCCCUCAUAAAGCCUUGGACCCGCAGCAAGGGGUAUGAGGCAACGCUUAAUGGGAGAGAGGCAACUGAUAGCUGCAAUCUUGCAAAAGAUAGUUGCUGAGUGAGUGGCAAUAAACAGCAAAUCCAGCCAGCUCCUCGAAAUGGCAAAUGGACCAGGCUGUUCAGAACAAUCUGUUCCUUCUCCAGAGAAGGGAUGUGGUGCUGGCGGCAGGCUGGGAACGCGGCUAUUCUCGGCGUGAGCUGGUCUGAAACUCUGCCUCAGAAAAAUGGCAGGGCCAAGACAGGCUCAUUACAAGGAGACACGUCCUAAAUCAAAGCAGUCUGCAAGUGGCUUUGAUGGGCUGACUCUUCUCCAGGGAGGCUUGUGCUGAAGGAGCCCUGCUCUGCCUUGUCCCACGGCCCUGCUUGCUGCUGUGUCUAUGGCUUUCUGCUCUGGCUGAUGCUUGGGCAGGAAAACCCUGCUUAUCCACCUUGUUUGGCCGUGUUUGGCCAUGCACUUUACUGCCUCAUACCAUCACCUACUUAAUCAGGCAUUAACAUCACUAACCCAGAAGGAGAGCAGCUAGUGCACCCAGUUUCUUGCCCACUGCUACAAUUGCUGUUGGAAGAGGACACCCCAGCGUGCCCAAGCUUCUCCCAUAAAGCCAAAACUGAAGAGACAGAAAGGCCUGGGGCUGUCCAUAUCAACAGCACACUGGGCUGCACCUCGGGUGCAAUUCCUCCAGGCAUAUUUAUUUCAGUUUUCUUGCUUUCCCUGGGGCUUGUGGGCUCCCCCAGGGUUCUUUCCUCCUGUGCCCAACCCAGCGAUCAAGUGGCCUUCAUUUGGUUUGGAAAAGUAAAGUAAAAGAUAACCUGGAUGCAGAUGGUGCAGAACACCCGUGCAGCAGUUUAAUUAAUUGCCUUUAAAUGUUAAUUCAAAAUAGUUUCCCUGAGUGAUCUUUUAUAGGCAAAUCCUCAGUUGCCUUAAGCCACUUGCAGAGUGAGUUCAACUAGUAAGGUAUUCUUAGUCCUGAUCAAGAGCAUUGCACGGGACGGUAAUCAGGAAUGAUUAAUUGGAAAUAGCUCUUCUAAACCAGGCUGUACCUGCUGUGCUCUCCUGUGCUGCCCAGCUCUACCCAGAGCUGACACAGAGCUGUUCGGGUUCUGUGGGGAAGGAAUUUUCCUCCCUGAUUCCCCCCAUGAUGUCCUGCUUUCCUAGCCACAAACCACCCCUCUCACCUCUCCUCCCAGUGCUCUCCAUCUGCAUCUGGCACAGACCAUUUCCAGCACAGCAUCUAGAUUUGCCAACAGACAUUCCUGGGGAAGAAUGGGAUCUGGGAGGUCACGGUGGGAAUUUAUUAGCUCGGCUUAUGCUUGGAAUAGCCAAGUGUCCUGCCAGACUUUCAGAGCUCUUGCAUUGCACAUCCCACCCUUAAGCAAAAACCCAGCCUCCUGCUUGGGUUUUAUGCUGUAAAAUGGCUGCGUCUCUCCAAACCUGCUGAGCAGCCCUGCUCAGAGCUUUGCUUUGCGAGGCUUUGCCUAAAUCAUAAGCAAAACCCCAUGUUAUCUGCACAGAGAACUCGUCCCAGUCAGGCAAGACCCUGUGUGACAGCAGCUUCUGCGAUAGCCCUGUCCUUGAGUCCUCUGUUCUCUUCUCUUACUCUAGCUAAAGUCGUCCCUCCUGCAGCAGAUGAGUGUUUGCUACAUGCCAGGUUUGACCUCAGGCCAGUGAAACGUUCUGAGGUCUUUUCUUGCUUUCAGAUGGCAGCACAUCCUCAGCUAUUUUGCUUCUGUGUUCCCCCCCCCCCCGGCUGCAGCCUUUGAGCAGUAAUUUAGCACGGUGUACCUGCUGCAGGCGAAGUCAGCAUAGAGAGAUGAAGCAAAUCCAUGUCAUUAGGCUCUGCUGGAGGGGCUGAGCCUGCAGUGGAAAAGAGUUUUACUUUCCCAAAGUCAAGCCCUGGGGAGCUUGCUCCUAAAAUGACCCGUUAAAAACCACCAAGUAACGCCACGGAGUCGGUUCCCUGCUGGAAAUCACAUUUUGCUUGGUGUCAGCAAUUCAGAAGAGACCCAUCUGCAGGAAAUUAUGAUGACAAUUUCCUCUUUGAGUGAAGAGGAAUUACAGCUGUAAUCGAGGAGGCUGUGAACAGCCUCCCUUCUCCUUGCUUAGUACCAAUUCCUCUUAAAACUUAAAGCCAUACGUAGAAACAUCUCUACCCCAUCCCGCUACCUAAAGGCCAUUGCUGCUGCACUCACAGUCUGUCAGGAAAAACAUACCUAGAGGUGAAAACCAGUGACUUUUGUGCUAUUUUGUCAUCUCUAAUGAUAGAUAUGAUGGAUAUGCACUUGUUAUUUUUGCACUGUAGACUUCCAGCGUGAGAACGGUGUCCUGCUGCGUGCUUGUAGAGUCUCUGGCACAUUUGGCUUUGAUUUUGUUGAGGUUUUAAGUGUUAAAUCAGGAAAAUUGCAUCAGAUGUUUGCAGUGUUGUUGCAGAUGCUGGGCAUGAGAGCCUUUUCUCCCAGAAGGGUGUGUGCUGAGGACAGGCAGGCAAGGAGAAGUGAUAUCAUGCAGGGAGAGAAUGGCUCAGCAUUUGAGGAUUAGAUGGUGUGUAUUUUAGUAAACCUUUUCUGUAACAAACACACAGAGCAAAACUCAGGCCAGUUGCAAAAGGCUGCAGGUCUACAACUGUCAAUGCAUUUGCAAUGCUCUUAGGACCAAAACUGCAUGAAGGUUGGUAUGGUUCAUGCACAUACGAAGAUAGCCAUUCUUCAGAGGAAAGAACUAAAACCUGGGGAGAAGAUGUGCUCAUGGGAGGCCAUUCGCAGGCCAAGUCUCGAUAAGAAGACAAAGAUUUGUUGGAUUCAGAUGCUACAGACUAUCUCAUCCUGCUCUGAUUACUGUUCUGCUCAGCCACAGCUUAAAGGUCCAUCCAGACAAUGAAGUCACCCUCAUUCAGAGCAAGUCUGACAGCUGAGCAUUGUUUGGGUGAAAACAAUCUCCUUUAGUAAAAUAAAUGAGUGUGACAGACACAGACUCUACCAAGUCAGAACCCUCCUCAAUAGUUUAAUUUACUGACUUGUUCAUUGCUAAACAAUUGAGAAUUGGUCCAUGGAGAAGGAACACAAAAAGGACAGAUAAUAUGGGCUGUAGUUUGAGGUUGGACUAGUCCAAGCCAAGGGAAAAUAGGCGUUUGAGCCAUUCAGCAGCAUUGUUUCUGGGAAAAUAAUGACCACCCCUGCAGCUCUACCUUUACUCUGGACUGGAGGUUUGGCCUUAUUUCUGCUGAGGGUGAAGAGAAGCAAACUGGAGAGAAGGGAAUCUGCAGUAUGACACAGCCAGGGCCACCGAGACAGAGUGACAGCUUCAUCCCUGGAGACGGUGCUGUUACUAUCCCACGGAGCUGUCACUCAUGCAGGAACAGCACAAAAAGCUCUGGGAGCUUCCCUGGGCCCCUGUGGGACCCUCAGGCUCUGGUGCCUUCUCAGCGUUGCUCUGCUUUUGGUUGAGAUUCUUAUUAUCUAGCGUCACAUUCUGCUUUUUGCCAUGAAAAUCAUUUCCAAUUAAACGCAUCCUCAGAGCCUAUCUGGCUGUGAAUUAGCCUGGAACUUGAUGGCUGGCUUGUUAGCUCAUCAAAGUCUCCAGGCUAACGGGGACGGGCAGCCUCAGGAGUGAUGUGCUGGCUGGGGAUUUUGCUCUCUGCCUUGAACUCACCGCAGCUCUGCAAACCGAGACACGGAUGCCCUUUGCUCACCUUCAGCACUUCUCUAUUCCCCUUCAUCCCGCAGCUGAGUAAGCAGCACGAGGACUACAAAACACAGCCCUGCUGCAGCCUCCAGCUCUAUCUCAUGCUUCUGCCCUCCAGGGAUCGCAGGGUUUGCUGAAUCCCUGGGAAGAAGCUGGACACGCGCUCCAGCUUAUGAGGAAGGGAUUAUCAUAGCUCUUGUGAUUCAGCCCACAGCUCCCGUGUGCAUGGAAAGGAGAGAAGCGGGUAUGAAUCCUUAGUUUGUUCCCUGUAUUGGCUCUGUCCCCGAGUUGGCAGUGCCUGUUCUCCCAAUGGCAGGCAUCUCCAGGGUGUCUGAGUGCUGAGGCAGUGGCAGCGAUGUGGUGAUUGCUGCUUCUCCAUGAGCAAAACAGAUUGAAACUAGGUAUGAUGUCCAGGGAGCUGGUUGCAAGGAAGGGAAGGGAAUGGCAACUCUGUGGCUCUUGACAGUGAAACCCUGGGUUCUGCUUUCCAGUUAGAGCAAAAGGCUUCAAAGUCCCAGGUUAUGGGAUGAUUGAAAUAUUCAAAGGGAAGCAAGAACCAGUAAAACGAGGGUUUCUGCUUGCUGUGGACACGCAGCCAGGGAGACAUCAGAGCACAUGCUUCGGGGCUGGUUUUGGGGCAUGGAAACCCCUUUGGUCCAUGUAAUGGGGGCUCCCAGCACUUCCCUGGCCACCCUCCUUGGUGAUGGUCCCCGUGGAGAACACGUCCACAUUCUGGUGUGAUGUUGCUGUCAUGGUAACCGGGGUCGGACCGGUACCCGCCCUCUGAUGGGUUCUUAACUGCUUCUGUGCUUCCCACUGGAAAUAGGGGCUGUUCUUGGGGAAUAACUGACUGCCAUCGUGGUCCUGCCCCCUGGCUGGAGAGGAGCUGCAGCAUCCUGCAGCAGGGCCUGUCCCCGUGAAGGCUCUAUCUUCCCCUUCCCAAGGUGCCUGCAGGGUGACUGCAGAAUUAGCUGGAAGAAAUGAGGAAGUCGAAGAGGCAAGGACACCCCUCGAGGCAGGACCUUUCAGAUGAGCCUCUGAAGGUGUCAGAAAGGAUGGUUGUGUCCGAGAUCAACAGGCUGCAGAAACAGUUUCGGAUAGCAAUGGAGAAGAGGAAGUCUUACAGUACCAACCUGAAACAGCAAAUACUGGCCCAGGAAAAAAAAAUAGAAUCUCUGACUCAAGAACAGAAAGAGGUGUCACUAACAAUAGGCCAGAUCAUGUCCCCAAAAAAUAGGAUGCUGGAUGACAGAAAUUGCAAAGAGGCCCAAUACCUUUUGCAGAUCAGAUAUCAGUAUGAUUGUCUGAUUAGAGAAAGAAAAGCACUGUUAGCUGUCCUGGACAACCAGAUAGAAGAGCUGGAAAAAAAGGUUGUGAAGCAAAACCUGAUAGCAAGCAAGGUGAAGCAAGCAAACUGUAGCAAACAGCUGCAGAAGCAGAUUGACACACUGGAGAUGCGUCUGUACAAUGCCAAUGUCCAUUUCAAUACCAUCCUGGCCAAAAAUGACAAGCUUCGAGAAGAGAUUGAAAGCCUGCAAAUCCAGAAGGCUGUUUUGGACAACUUCUACUUCAAGCUCCAUACAAAGCUGGAUCAGCAGAAGAAAAGGAUGAACACUGCUGUUGAGCAAACCACACAAGCCUACGAGCAGCUGUCAGAGGCCCAGACAAGGAUUGCAGCCAUGAUCGAAAGGCACAAGACAGACACUGCCCAGUACCACAUCGAGAUGCAGGAGCAGGAGCGUAUCCUUGCACGGGAGACCAAAUUGAAAGCCUUCAUGCUUGCCAGAUUUACUGAUCGCUCUGAACUGGAGGAACAGGCCAAAAAGAAAAGAGACUUGAAAGCAGCCCAGAGGGCCAAGAAGAGCGGAGGGGAGUGCUUUGAGACUUGGGAAGUGGCUUACAAACGCCUGCUGGAGCUGGCAGAGGAUGGGAAUGUCGACCAGCUGCUGAGUAGCUUCGUCGAGAAGGAGCAGAAGAGCUUCGCCUGCUUCCUCUAUGCCUCUGAGCUCAAUGACGAUAUGCAGAAGUUGCAGAGGAAGAUCAAGGAACUCCAGCUUGAAAUUGCAUCCCUCAUGAAGGGUCAGAAGCAUGCAAAGACCAAGAGCUUUCAUCUCGUGAAGGAGCUGGAGACAAAUCUAACGGAAAGCACCGAGGAAGCCAACUGCUACGAAGACCUGUGCAAAGAGAGAAGCAAAAUCCUGGGCCAGCUCAAAUCCAGCAUGGAAAUCCUGAUCAGAAAAAUCGACUGCGACACUACGGACAUAAUGAAGCAGCUUGGAGAAAAAGGAGAGAUCACGGAUCUGAACCUGAUGCAGUAUUUUGGUCUCAUGGAGAAGAAGACCAAUGAGCUCCUGCUGCUGGAGUCCAUCCUGCGCUACACACUGACUGAAGGCACCUCUCUGGACCUGCCCUUCACCAACCCACUGCUGGGAAGCCCUGAGCUCCUCCAGGAGAUCAACUGGUCCCAGAUCUGCCCACCACCUCCCACCCUGAAUGACAACAACAACGCCAUUGAUGCCUUGGAGGUGCCUCUGGACCACAGUCAGCUCUGUCAGAUGGUUCUCCAGAACCACAAGAAGGACUGGGACAACGCUGCUGGUACAGAUGAGAACACACCAGGGAUGGAAUAAAUAGUUUUACUCUUGA